Chrysemys picta bellii (western painted turtle) is the source of this 2127-nucleotide messenger RNA. RefSeq names its product solute carrier family 9 member B2 (gene SLC9B2). Gene Ontology annotation, biological process: proton transmembrane transport. Gene Ontology annotation, cellular component: membrane. Gene Ontology annotation, molecular function: antiporter activity. The record is from RefSeq and is a predicted model, not a curated record. Lineage: Eukaryota; Metazoa; Chordata; Testudines; Emydidae.
GGGCUGGGCAGGGCCCGUUAUCCGACCGGCCCUGCCUCCCUGCAGCGGGAGGGGGCUCCAGGCACCCAAGGCUGCAGCUCUGGGUCUCCUCCUCCCUCUCCACCCCGCACUUGUCCUGCUGGCUGGUGCACCGCAGCUGGGAGGGACCGGCAGAGAGAGGAGGAGAAGCCGCGGCCGGUGGGGAGCAUCGUGCGCCCGGCCCCUCGCUGUACACUAGUCCUGCCCGCGUGGGCUGCCCCGGGAUCAGUGCGGGGCAGGACCUGCUGCGGGGCCCCAGGUUUGUCAACAUGGAGAAGGAGGAUAUUGUGGAGGAGAGUGAAGAUCCAGAGCUGUCUAUAGAGGUGGGAAAUGGCACUAUUCCCAUGGAUCAGAAAACUCAGGAGGUAACUGUCUUGGACUGCAAAGGUACAGAUGGAAAUGCACAAACGGAAGAAACUGCUCUGUUGCACAAUUGUGCAAGGCAACUUCAGAAACCGCUGACAGAGUCAAAGCCUCCAAGGAAACUGAGGCAAAUAUUUGCUUGUCCUCCUCAAGGCCUCCUUGCCCGAACAGUGACAAACGUUGCAACAGUAAUACUUGUCUGGGCUGUGGUCUGGUCCAUCACAGGCAGUGAGUGUCUUCCGGGUGGGAACAUAUUUGGAAUUCUGUUUCUCUUUUUUUUUGCUGUCAUUGGAGGUAAAAUUUUUGGGCUCAUUAGAAUACCAACACUGCCUCCUUUACCUCCUCUCCUCGGGAUGUUGCUUGCAGGUUUUCUCAUCCGAAAUACCCCAUUCAUCAGUGACAUAGUCCAGAUAAAUCCGAAGUGGUCUGCAGCGCUGAGAAAUAUUGCCCUUUCCAUUAUCUUGGUCCGAGCUGGGCUUGGCCUUGAUCCAAAGGCUCUGAAGAAGUUAAAGGCAGUCUGUUUAAGGCUUUCUUUCGGGCCCUGCCUCACUGAGACAUGCGCAGCUGCUGUUCUUGCCCACUUUCUGAUGCAUUUGCCAUGGCAAUGGGGAUUUAUAUUAGGUUUUGUUCUAGGUGCUGUCUCUCCUGCUGUUGUGGUCCCCUCUAUGCUGAUCUUGCAAGCAGGCGGGUAUGGUGUUGAAAAGGGUGUCCCGACCUUGCUAAUGGCUGCUGGCAGCAUUGAUGACAUUCUGGCCAUCACCGGCUUCAACACAUGCUUGGGCAUGGCCUUCUCUUCAGGUUCCACGCUUUACAAUAUCCUCCGAGGAGUCCUGGAGGUUGCAGUUGGCAUAGUAGCUGGUGGGCUUCUAGGAGUUUUUAUUCAAUAUUUCCCAAGUAAUGAUCAGGCAUCUCUUGUAUGGAAGAGAGCAUACUUUGUGUUGGGCCUGUCCAUGUUUGCUGUGUUUGGCAGCCUGUACUUUGGUUUCCCAGGAUCAGGAGGACUCUGCACACUGGUCUUGGCCUUCAUUGCAGGCAUGGGAUGGUCAAGUGAAAAGGUGGCUGUGGAAAAAAUUGUUGCAGUCGCAUGGGACAUCUUUCAACCCUUUCUCUUUGGUUUAAUUGGAGCAGAAAUAUCCGUUUUGUCUCUCAGGCCUGAAACUGUUGGGCUUUGUGUUGCCACACUGGGUAUUGCCUUAAUAGUACGAAUCAUUGCCACAUUCCUGAUGGUGUCUUUUGCUGGCUUUAACUUCAAGGAGAAAAUAUUUGUCUCAUUGGCAUGGAUCCCCAAAGCCACUGUCCAGGCGGCGAUAGGUUCCCUUGCCUUAGAUACAGCCAGAGGGCAGCAGGAUGAACAGCUGGAAAAGUAUGGAAUGGAUGUUCUGACAGUGGCAUUCUUGGCAAUCCUGAUCACAGCUCCGAUUGGAGCGCUGGUUAUUGGCCUGGCAGGGCCCAGACUUCUGCAGAAGGCUCAGAUAAGCAGUGGUGAAGAGGAGGAAGGUGUUGGAGGAGGAGGAGAAGCGGAGAUCGCUGGGCCCGCAUAGGAAAGAAACAGUGGAUAGUAUAUUGGUCUCACAGCUGCUGCUACUACUUAGUAAACACAAUGUCUGUACUGUUCGGAAGGAAACUGAAAUAGGUAACAAUCAGUUACUGGUCCUAAAACAACAGCCCCCAUGUUUUGCAAAAUAUUUUUAACUGUUGCUAGAGCCUUAUGAGGAAAGAUGAAAAGAAAUAAAUGUACAGUAUGUA